Messenger RNA from Thamnophis sirtalis, 4530 nucleotides. The record is from RefSeq and is a predicted model, not a curated record. Lineage: Eukaryota; Metazoa; Chordata; Lepidosauria; Squamata; Natricidae.
CAGAUGCCUCAGGAACAGUAUGCCCAGAGAAGCACCAUGCAGAGCUCAGAAGGACCACAUGUAUACAAAGUGGGGAUUUAUGGUUGGCGGAAGAGGUGCCUCUAUUUCUUUGUGCUACUUCUAAUGAUUUUAAUCCUGGUGAAUCUUGCCAUGACCAUCUGGAUUCUCAAAGUUAUGAAUUUCACAAUUGAUGGAAUGGGAAAUCUAAGAAUUACAGAAAAAGGUUUAAAGCUAGAAGGAGAUUCGGAAUUCUUGAAACCUCUCUACGCCAAAGAAAUCCGGUCCAGGACAGGCAACCCUCUGUACUUCCAGUCUGCUCAGAAUGUUACAGUGAACAUUCUCAAUGAGGAGAGUAAAGUUCUUACACGUCUGGUAACAGGUCCCAAAGCAGUGGAAGCCUACAGCCAAAAAUUUCAAGUGCUAACCACUUCAGGGAAAUUGUUAUUUUCUGCAGAUGAUAAUGAAGUGGUCGUUGGAGCAGAAAGACUGAAAGUUUUAGGAGCAGAAGGCACAGUGUUCCCCAAAUCUAUAGAAACUCCUAAUGUCAGGGCAGACCCCUUCAAGGAACUAAGACUUGAGUCUCCGACACGCUCUUUGGUGAUGGAGGCUCCCAAGGGAGUUUUGAUUAAUGCUGAAGCUGGCAACCUGGAAGCAACGUGCAGGACGGAGCUUAAGCUGCAAUCCAAAGAUGGUGAGAUAAAGUUGGAGGCUUCAAAAAUCAAACUACCUAGAUUGCCUCAGGGAUCCUACUCCCCUUCUGGAUCCAAUCAAAAAAUCUAUGAGCUGUGCGUAUGUUCCAAUGGGAAGCUGUUUCUGUCCCAGGCUGGAUCUAGCUCCACCUGCCAGAUAAACCCAAGUAUCUGCCUUUGAAAGAGACUGUUUGCAGCAGACUUCAUGGCAAGACAGUUAAGCUGCCACUUAAUUUUGCUAGAACACAGAAAGCCUAUCAAAGACUUGUGUGUAUGUUUUGGGGGGGGUGUGUGCGUGCAUGUGUGUGUGUGUGUGUGAAUAUAUAAAUAUAUAGAUAUAUAUAGAUAUAAGUAUAUAUAGAUAUAUAUAUCCUUUUCCAUAAAAACGAGGUUUCAGUACAAGAAAUUCCAGGGUGAUCCUCUUGGUGUAGCAUUUAUCAUUCCUGCAUCAAAAUGUAAGAACUAUGAGUGAACUGGAUGCAGAUCCUUUCCAGAGUAUUCAGAUUGUUGAAUGUAUGUCUCCAUUUGUCAAGGGUUUUCAAGCCUCUCCAAAUUUAAAGGCUAGUUCACAUGUAACAUUUAAUCUACAUAACUCUAAGAAGAAAUUCUAUCAUGUCACAAGAGACUGCACCCAGGUUUAAUCUGCCGUGUGUAAAGGCACUAGAUCUGCAAUUGCGGUUUCCCCAGCUGUCUAGGAAAGGGAGAUAGAGAGAUUACAUUUAUAUAAUGCUGAACACAGAUUCAUGUACUGUUGGUUCAUCUGUGGACAUAUAGAUAGAUAUCUGUAUCUGUGGAGAAAGAGUAUUGUGUAUAAAGACAACCUAAACAUGAAACCAAAAAAGGAAAGGCAGCACUCCUCGUGAAAGUAACAGACCAAAAAGGAAGGUAGAAUAUAUUCAAGCUACAAGUAAAGUUCUUCAGUAAACAGAAGAACAGAGCGAGUUUAAAACAUAUAUAAAACAAACCACUCUUGGAGUGGUUUACAGAGUCUUCAUAUUGAUCCAAAUAAUCUGGGUCUGCAUUUUACCAAUCUUGGAAGGUUGAAACAACUUUGAACUCCAGACUGUGAGCAGAGUUAACCUGCAACAAUGCAUUCUAACUACUGUACCACCAUACAUCAUAUAAUCAGAAGAGGCUUCAAGAAGGGCCUGGGAAUGGUGUCCUGGAAGCAAAUCAUCUGAUCAUUACAAACAUUCCCUGCAAAAAAAAUCCUAAAAAUAACUCUUCUAAAAAAAAAUAGUGAUUAAGCAAAGGUAGCAGCAAAAAGAAAGACCUUUUCAAUCAUACUGUUAAAACCAAAAACCUAAAAUGAAUUGCACUUCAGAAAAGGUGAUAGGAAGCAUGUGGUUUAUGUUCUGUCCACCAAUAUUCUGUAUCUUCAAUAGUGGAAAAGACACAUGAUUCAUGCAAUUGAUUCCUUAGCUGAUCCCCAAAUGUGUUUCUAAUAGUCUAGGAAAUAGAACUAGUCUAUAACUUCCAAGAUUUGGGGGAACACGUAAGUUAUUGGUUACUCUUCUAACAAGCUUGAAACCUCAAGCCAGUUUUGAGGCUUUCUGGUCUAGAGUACACCAAGCACUUCCUAGUCAGCUCGAUUCAGUUUAGAUAACAUUCUCACUAAUGGUUUCAGUGGAGUUUGGAUUAAGCCAUUUCUAAAUAUAGUUAGGUGCUUCAAGUCAUUGGUUAAAAAGACUUGGAGAUACCAGUAAAGUGCACUUUUGAUGGACAGUAAAAUGCAUAGUUACAGAUUAGAUUUGCAGUGCAAUCCUAGACAUUCUUACUCAGAAGUAAGGUCAAAUACGCUCUAUGAGGUUUACUUUACAUAGUUAAGGGUGCAGCCUUAGUGACUAUAUUAAGUCUUUAAAGCAUUGGCCAACUCAGUGGUUGUUGCAACCUACUUUGAGCUACUUAAAUGCAAGGGGGUCACCCAGGAUAAUAAUUGUAUUGGGACACAACUAUAUACCAUCUCUGUUAAAAGAGGGAGACUUGUGCCUAUGCCUUAAGUCAAUGCACUCAGCAAGGAGAAGCACAUCAAUAUUUAUCUUAUUAUUAAAAACAUUUUAUCUGAUACUUUAGACUAAAUGUUGGAAAGAAUGGUGAUUGCAAUGUUUGGAAGAUGAAUGCGGACUUAUGAGGUAGACUUAACUAAAACUGCCAAGGCUGAGAGGCACUGGUAACCUCAAUCUUGUUUUUGUCUGAGUAAUGAACAUCUAAAUUUAUACUGAAGGUACAACUUCAAAUCAUCAGAUGUGUUUGUGAAUUGUGUUUUUGCUUUUGUUGUUCAUUUCAUACUGAAUAGCGAUUCACUGUAAGACUCAUUUCAUUAAGGAACAUUUGUCAGGGUGCCCAUGAUGGUAAAUGAACUCAAUGCUGCAGAGGAAAUAGUCAUAUUGCAGUGUGACAAGGUUUUAUCUUUUCUUCUAUCAUCAAUUUUACCGAUAAGGAAAGAAACAAUUUUAUUGAAAUGAACUGCAGGUAUCUGGGUAUUUGCUUCUUUGUUUCUGAAGGGCUUAACUUUCUGCUAGUUUAGUCUGUAUAGUCAUUUGGCUCCCGAUUUUUAGUUUGGCUGUUAACUAAAUUGACAGUAAUGAAGAAUAUUUAUGGAGAGAGAAGAAAUACAAUAGCAAAAGUAAGACAAACAAGCCAUUCACAACAGCCAUCAAAUAGUUUUUAGAAUCUAAGCUUAGGUGCUGAAUUUGGUUAGCAAUUUAAAUUAGGCUCCCCACAAACAAAACCUCAUCACAUAGCCUGGUUCUAAAGUCCAUUAAUUCAGCUAACAUAGUCAUUAAUGUACAUUGGGUUAGAGAAGGCUGUCUUAAAAUAUGGGAGAAGUUUGCCAUCCCCAAAACAACGAAAGAUCUAUUGGAAAAGAUGUUAUUUACUUCCUUUGCUAAAAAUUACUAGGCUUUAAUUUAUUGUUCUUUUAAAAUCAUAUGUAAGAAGGUGUUUUGAUAUUUGUAAAAUUACAUAUAGUCAUACAAAACAUUUCCUCUUUCUUUGCUCUUUCCCAAUCUAAGUUGUAGGAAGCUUAAAUCUUCAAAAGUAUGAUUUGUAUGCAAUCUAUAAUUGUACAUAAAAUCCCAAUAAUAGUAUGACUGUCAUUUUUUUAACCGCAAUGGUGGUUGUAACAAUGCACAAUGCUUUUACAAUUAGCUUCCUUAAAGAUGGCAGAUACUUGCCUGUUUUGCAGGUAAACCUAUCAAAUCAGUCAUGGGAAAGAUGGAUGCCAUACUCCAAACUAUUCCAAUUCACUUCAUUGAAAAGAUAGAUUUCCCAUUAUAUUCUAUAUUGUUUUUUUCCAAAAUAAAUAAUACCCAAUAACAAACAAAAUAUGUUCAAAGGGUUAGGAUUCAGUAUUAAAAUAAGUAAUUAGUAAAUUUUUAAAUAUAUGGAGCUCAAUUAUAAUUAUUUAACUAUUUGUAUACUCUGAUUUUGAUCAGUCACAAAUACCUUCCAUAUAAAGUUAAGAUUUGUACCAGGGUGAAUGUUUUUAAAUAAGGCAUUAUAUAUCAACAAUUUGGACACAUAUACAGUAUGUUUUAUUAAUACUUUUAAAAACUGAUAACCUCUAACAAAUGUUUAUUAUUUUAAUGUAACAUUUGUUUCCCUUUAUAUUCUUCUACUCUCCAAUUUUAAUUUUAAAAGAGAUUUCUACAGGCUUCUGUGGAAAGUAAUUGCAAGGGAAAAAAACCUUCUUACUCUAAAGCAAAGAUCCUCAACCCCCAGUCCGUGGAUUGGCACGGGCUACAGCAAUCCAGAAACCAACACAAACAAAGCCCCAUAGAGCCGAGGUGGCACAGUGGUUAAAUGCAUCACUGCAGGCUACUUCAGCUGACUGCAGUUC